Messenger RNA from Cladocopium goreaui, 959 nucleotides. The record is from the annotation of a GenBank genome assembly. Lineage: Eukaryota; Dinophyceae; Suessiales; Symbiodiniaceae.
AGCUUACAAUUGGGAAAGAGUUUUAGAUCGCAAAUAGUUGAAUCAAGGGUGUCCAUCCGAGAAGAUGGAAAAUACUCCAGAACAAUGGUACAAAAACCUGCCACUUUUGACGAGAAUUGCACUGACGAGCUUUUUCGGCGUCACCGUCUUCGUUCAGCUGGGAUUUUUGGAUCCCAUGCUGAUUGCCCUGAACUGGCCCAUGGUGAUCAACAAAUUGCAGGUUUGGCGGCUUCUGACUCCAGUCUCUUUCUUCGGAACCUUCAGCUUCCAGUUCUUGUUCCAGAUGUAUUUUUUCUCAUCCUUCUCUUCCAAACUUGAGCAGAACGAGGCCUUCGCCGCACCCGGCGACUACCUUUUCUUCUUGCUAUUGCAGAUUGUGCUCUUGGACGUGAUCUCUCUGGCCUUAGCUUGGCCCAGUGGAUUUCCAUUCCUGGGCCCAUCCUUGGUGUUUGCCAUCCUCUACUACUGGAGUCGUAGGGAACCGUAUGCCAAGCUCUCAUUCUUUAGCUUCAGCAUCCAGGGCUACCAGUUCCCCUUUGCGCUGCUGUUUUUCCAGCUCUUGAUUGGUGGCAACAUUUGGAUGGAUCUCUUGGGUUUGGCCUCUGGACACAUCUACUACUUCUUGCAUGAGGUUGUUCCACAGGAGUAUGGAUAUACCUUGAUCAAAACUCCAGCGGCUUUGACCAACUUCAUGGCCAGACAAACCGGCAGAGGUGUCCCUCAAGCUGCCCAACAGCAGCAGACGAGAUUUCAGGGCAGAGGUCAAACUCUGGGUGGCAACUGAUGCCAAACGCCGGGCCGGGCCUGGAAGUGUCUAGUCGAGUUGAGUUUUCAGCCAGGACUGGAGGCCAGCGUACAGCGGUCCCAGGCGGUCCCAGCGGGGGCAGCGCUCCAGGUCCUAGGUGAAAAACUGCCAUGGCCAAGUUCGCCAGGCAAUUUGCGGUCGAAAAAAGGCAAAA